UCCCGGCUACAGCUUUCCUUCUCCCUGUGCCCCCUUAAUCGUUAAUCAAUCAAUCAUCAUCUUCUACUUCUCCUCCUAAGAGGCACCACCAGAAUCCACUAAACCCUAGAGCUACACCGCAGAUUUUGGACCCGACCUGCCUCCAUGGCGAUCCGCCGCCUCCUUACCCUGGCUCGUCGAUCUCAACGAACCACCACCAAGCACCUCCGCCCCUUCUCGACUUCCUCCGCCGCUGUCGCCCCCGCCUCUCCUUCUUCAACUCCAUCAAAUUUCUCCCCGCCUCCCCCGACGGCCAUGAUCUACGACCGGUUAGCCGAGAACGUCAAAAGCAAACUCAAACAGCUAGAACAACCCGAUUCGCGCUUCCUCAAGUACAGCUCGCCCCACCCGGCUCGGGUCGACCAUACCCCCGUCCUCGCCGCUCCCCUCACCCGCGUCACCACUCUCCCAAACGGCCUCCGCAUUGCUACCGAGUCCAAUCUCGCCUGCCCUACGGCCACCGUCGGUGUCUGGAUCGACGCAGGGUCCCGGUUCGAGUCCGAUGAGACUAACGGAACUGCUCACUUCCUCGAGCACAUGAUCUUUAAGGGCACUGAGAGGCGGGCCGCCAGGGAAUUGGAGGAAGAGAUUGAGAAUAUGGGUGGACAUCUAAAUGCUUACACUUCCAGAGAGCAGACUACAUAUUAUGCUAAGGUUCUGGAAAAGGAUGUGCCCAGGGCUAUGGAUAUACUGGCUGAUAUUCUUCAAAAUUCGAAGUUUGAGGAGAGUAAAAUCACCCGGGAACGAGAUGUUAUCCUCAGGGAAAUGCAGGAGGUGGAAGGUCAAACUGAGGAAGUCAUAUUUGACCACCUACAUGCUACUGCAUUCCAACACACAUCUCUGGCUAGGACAAUACUUGGACCUGCAGAUAACAUCAUGACAAUCACGAAACAGCACCUAAAGGACUACAUAUCUACUCAUUACUCUGCUCCCAGAACAGUAAUUGCCGCCUCUGGAGCUGUUAAGCAUGAGGAAAUUGUGGAUCUAGUAAAGAAAUUAUUCACGAAGUUGUCUCCUACUGGAAGUACAACUACUGAAUUAAUUGCUAAAGACCCAGCUAUCUUUACUGGUUCCGAAGUGAGGAUGAUUGACGACGACAUUCCACUUGCCCAAUUUGCAGUUGCUUUUGAAGGGGCUUCUUGGACGGAUCCUGAUUCCAUUGCGUUAAUGGUCAUGCAGUCGAUGUUAGGAUCUUGGAGUAAGAGCGCUGGUGGUGGGAAGCAUAUGGGCUCUGAUCUUGCCCAGAGGGUUGGCAUCAACGAGAUAGCAGAAAGCUUGAUGGCUUUCAACAGCAACUAUAAGGAUUCUGGUCUAUUUGGUGUCUAUGCUGUUGCAAAGCCCGAUUGCUUGGAUGAUUUAGCUUAUGCAAUUAUGUACGAGAUUAGCAAGCUGUCUUAUCGGGUGUCAGAGGAGGAUGUUGUACGUGCUCAGAACCAGUUGAAAUCUUCUCUACUACUACACUUGGAUGGAACAAGUCCGGUAGCUGAAGAUAUUGGCCGUCAGUUGCUUACAUAUGGCAGAAGGAUCCCGUAUCCUGAGUUGUUUGCCAGGAUUGAUGCUAUAGAUGCCAACACUAUCAAGCGUGUGGCGAACAGAUUUAUAUCUGACAAGGAUAUUGCAAUAUCUGCUCUUGGACCAAUCCAGGGUUUACCUGACUACAACUGGUUCAGACGCAGGACCUAUUGGCUCCGUUAUUAGGAUUUCCUUGUCUACUAGUUGUUUUGUCAUCAGUUCUGCCUAUUUUUGGUCAUUCAAGCAUUUUGUUUUUCUUUUAACACAUCCAUUUUCUUUAGGGGGAAAGAGUAGAAAUGCUUAUUCUAUCCCUUUUGUGCUGUCGUUUUGUAAUCCUUUUAAAUUAAUGGAAAUAAUUGUCCUGUAUCCCGUGAAUGCUCCGUCAUUGAUUACGGGCAACUACUUGAAUCUUUUUGUAACAUAUAAAAUCCUGAAACAAUUCAGCCACGUAUGUUUUCGUGGCCGUAUAUGAGAGGGUCAAAUGUGUCCCUGAUCUUUGAGGAUGAUUA
Molecule: messenger RNA, 2060 nt
Organism: Coffea eugenioides
Lineage: Eukaryota; Viridiplantae; Streptophyta; Magnoliopsida; Gentianales; Rubiaceae
Product: probable mitochondrial-processing peptidase subunit beta, mitochondrial
Exons: 9
Coding region: 145-1737 (530 amino acids)
Biological process (GO): proteolysis
Cellular component (GO): mitochondrion
Molecular function (GO): metal ion binding; metalloendopeptidase activity
Source: RefSeq, a predicted model, not a curated record